GGGUCGGAAGCGACGGAGGACUACAGCUCCCAGAGAGCAUCGCGACUGCGCGUCCUCGGCGAUCGUGCUGUUAUAAAAGGAGGAGAGGCGGGGUUCAGCCGGCUGAUGAGAGUUCGUACGGGCGGCCGGUCGUCCCUUGCAAACCGCCAGCUGCCACCCUCCCUUCGACAUGUCGGAGAUAGAGCAGGAGCCCGAGCUGGGCGUACGGAGACGGAGCACCCAGGACGCGUUGAUGAUAGACUUUGGGAGGGAGAGUUCUGUAAGGGCUGAAGCAGCUCCUCUGACUCCCUGGGACAGGCAGAGUGAACCACAUCUGCAGACUGAACUGAUGGACUUUCCUUCACCACUUACACCAAAAUUGAAUGCAGCGACCUGUUCAAGUCUGACGCAAAAUCAUUCCUGCGAAGGAAUCACGUGUCCGGGCUGCUUGAUGACAAAGACCACACUGUUGGCAGAAAAUGAAGUGGAGGCCCAUAAAUUAGCCAACAACUACAAGUUCGGAUUUAAGAAAUGGAAAAGUCAUGUGACCGAGAGACCCUGGGAAGACCGUUCUGCAAUAGUGAAAGAACUCUAUUCUGAUCUCAACGUCAUCAAACAUCCGGGAUCUCUGGUGACCUGUGACAAUGUGUUGUAUGUGCUGCUGUUCGGCUGGUGGAUCUCCCUGCUCUACCUUCUUGUUGCUCUAGUUAUGUUUAUUUCCAUCGUGGGGAUUCCUUAUGGUAAAUUGUGCUGCUGUCUUGCUGGAUAUUAUUUCUGGCCAUUUGGGAAGAUAAUUCAAAAGCCAUUCGUGAAUCAGAGGAAAAGCAGUGUGCGAUUUAAUGGCGAGAGCACUCCUGAGGCAACUGCAGUGGAGACAACAUCACUGCUCGGUGCCGUGGAAAGGACUCCUUCAGAGGCUCCGACAGUGGGAACAAAAUACUGGCACCGUCCUAGCACCUACGUGUGGCUUCUCCUGGGGUAUCCACUGCUCACACUUGCCCAUGGCCUGGCUUCCUUCAUUGCCUGGAUUUUGGUUGUCACCAUCCCAAUAGCCAAGCUAAACGGCAGAGCCAUUACUGUCAUCUUGCUAAUACACCCCGAGCAGCUUCAGAUCAGAACUUCCAAGAGGACUGAUGUCUCACCGGAUGGAGAAGUGGUCCUUUGUUGUUACCGCGCUAUGAAUCUUUACUAUUACAAGUAUACCGUGAUUGGUAUGAAUGUGUUUGCUGUGAAUCUGCUUCCUUUAGUAGUAGUUGCUCUGGUUUUGGGGUAUGCUGACACAGAGAAUCACUAUGCCAGUUCACCGGUCAAGUUUGCUCUAUCGAUCCUGGCAAUAAUCCCCCUGUCCUACUACAUUGGGAUGGCCAUCGCCAGCAUCUCAGCACAAAGUAACUUUGCAGUAGGUGCAGUAGUGAACGCCACGUUUGGCUCCAUCACCGAGUUGACCUUCUACAUCACCGCUCUGAUCAAAGGCAGCCAUAAGGGGAACAAGUGCUACGAGGAGGUGGUGAAGAGCGCUCUGACUGGAACCUUGUUGGGAUGUGUCCUCUUUAUCCCGGGUAUCUCCAUGGUGAUCGGAGGUUGCAAGCACCAGGAGCAGAGGUUCAAUAGCCGGUCAGCUGGCAUCAGCUCAGCGUUGCUCUUCAUAUCCGUGGGAGGUGUGUUUGCACCAACUCUCUUCUCCAAAGCCUAUGGAAACCUAAUAUGUCAAGGCUGCACCAACUCAACACAGAAUGAAUCUGGCCCCUUUGAAUGUGAUGACUGUCACUUCAGUGUGCUACAGGACAAUGCCUUGUUUCACAGUCACGUCCAGCCUCUAAUCCACACUGUGUGUAUACUUCUCCCAGCAUCGUAUGUGAUUGGUCUCAUUUUUGCUCUAAAGACUCAUACCCACAUCUAUGAUAUUCAUAUCAGCGACUGUCAUGGGCACAGCCACAACGUGGUUAUUCACUGGUCACGAUGGAGGGCUGUCAUGCUGCUCAUUGUAGCCACUGUUUGCAUGUCUGCCUGUGCAGAGUUGGUAUCUGAGCACAUUGACCCCUUGUUGUCCAGCUCUGCAGUUUCACCGUACUUCCUUGGUGUAACUGUCUUAGCGAUGAUCCCUGAGCUUCCUGAAAUAGUUAAUGGGAUCCAAUUUGCAUUGCAGAACAACAUCAGCCUCAGCCUAGAAGUUGGAAGCUCCAUUGCUGUACAAGUGUGUAUGCUUCAAAUCCCAGUGCUGGUGCUCUUCUCAGUCAUUUAUCCUGUAGGUUUCAAUCUGCUCUUCAGUGAUCUCCAUCUCUGGGCAUCAAUAUUCAGUGUCAUUUUAAUGAACUACAUCUUCAUGGAUGGCAAGAGUGACUACUUCCAAGGCACAGCGCUGGUGGUAGUCUACCUUAUCAUCAUGGCCAUGUAUUACUUUGCUCCAUCUCGAAGCAUGUGCUGAGGAUGCUUCCAGCAAAUAGUUCGUCAUUUCGGACAGUUUGAUUGAAUAACUCUAUCGUUAUCAACAGCCAAGAAUUCUUCAGAAUUGUCAUUUUCUGCUACUGUCUAACAGUACUCAAAACAGCAUUGUUGAUGUAAGGAUUCCUGCAAGUACUGAAGUGACUGACAAACACAAUUUGCAGUCAAGCUGUGGUAUAUUCAUCUAAUUUGGAUCUUGGUAACAAUCUUCCUCUUCGGUUUGGAGGGGAGAAUUUGGGUAAACUACUUCUCAUUCUUUUAUGGGAGGUUCUGUUUUGCAAGCUCCCCAGUGAAACAAGUGUCCAGUGAAGUCUGAGAACUCUAAACUACCUUAGCUAGCAAUUCCUGGCCAUGAUUCCAUUGGCUGCUAUUUGAUCUAGAUGUAAUUUCCUGUUAUUUUUUGUGAGAUGUAAAUAUACAUACUAAUAACUUGAUUUAAAAACAAUGAGAAAAUUUGCAUUUCUUAAAUAACUUGCUCUACAAUUGAAGGACUAUAAGUAGCCAAAUGUAUUUAUAUAAGCAAACUUGUUUAUUUAAAAUAAAAUUUGUAUCUCUAUUAACAACUGAAGUUUAACACUUUAUUUACAGGAAACUAAGCUAAAAUCUUCUGGAAAGCCUAUUACAAUAAUUGUCACUAUUCCUGGGUUUAGACAAUGAGCCAGAGGAACAGAAUUACACAAUUCUGCGCCAACAUUUGAUCAUGGGUGAUGUAUUUCCCUUCAACUUGUUCUUCUGCCUUCUUCUCGUAACCUUUCAUGUCCUGACUUAUCAAAAACCUGUCAACCACACCUAGUGACUUGGUCUCCACAGUUGCCUGUGACAAUGAAUUCCAGAGUCACCACCUUCUGGCUAAAGAAAUUCCUGCUCAGCUCUGUUCUAAACAUUCCCUCUAUUCACUCUAUCUAGGCCUUUCACUAUUUAAUACGUUUCAAUGAGAUUGACCCUCAUUCUUCUGAAUCCCAGCCAGUACAGGCCUAGAUCUAUGAAACCCUCCUCAUAUGAUAAGCCUUUCAUUCGCAGAAUCAUUUUUGUGAAUCCCCUUUGAAACCUCUCUAAUGUCAACACAACUUUUUUUAGACAAGGGGCCCAAAAGUGCUCACAAUACUCCGUGAGGCCUUACCACUGCCUUAUACAGCCUCAGCAUUACACCUUUGCUUUUAUAUUCUUGUCCUCUCGAAACAAAUACUAACUUUGCACUUGCCUUCUUCACCUCUGACACAAAAUGCAAAUUAGGACCCAAGUCUCUUCACAUCUCAGAUUUUUGAAUUUUCUCCCCAUUUCAGAAAAUAGUCUAUGCUUUUAUUCCUUCUCCCAAAGUGCAUAACCAUACACUAUUCCAUCUCGGGAAACAAUUUUACAGCAGCUUGAUUAACAGACAUUUAAGCAUUCUGCCUAGAUUCACAAUAUCACCUCCCAAAUAUUUGAUGCACUCAAUGCUUUGCAACUCUGGGAUAGAGAGAUCACAUUUUGUGCAAUUGGAGGUGAUUUUCUCCAGUUAAUUGGCCAGGUACGGGUACUGAAUAAUGAAGUUGUACGUGGAGAUGAGAUGUGGAUGGGGUUUUGCUAGUUUUAAGUUAUUUUUACAUGAAGAUGGUAAUUCAACAUUUCCAAGCAGGUGUUGCGACUGAGAGAAUGUCUAACUGCAUGCAUUCAGAUUUGCAGCGUCCGAUAAUCCUAUGAUCUGUCUCGGAAGCAGGGUGAACCCUUGCAAGGCAGCAGGGCCCAAUGGGUACCUGUGUAAAUUUCAGCCAAAACUGGUUGAUUGUAGCUGGAGCAUUUACUUUAUCUAAAUAAAAAGGCCAAGCUGAUCCUACAGCGACAUGGCAUAACACUCAAUGUGGCUGCCUUUGAGCAUUCAGAAAGCAAUUAUUUUGUUGAAGUCAUAACAGCCUAUGAAGAGUGAUGUGCUGUAAUAAUGUAGAAAUUUCACUGUUCUUUGCAUUUAAAGUUUACCAUUAAAUCAUAAUUUUAAUAUGCAUAAGGCAUGGUAAUUACUGAUCACAGUCAGCAUAGGCAUUGUUGUCUUUAGAGUUGCUAAGGUAUAUUCAUAAACACUGCUUCACUAAAAAUCUAAGGAGUGAAAGAUCUGGUCCUCAAGAUUAGCCAUCUAAAUUGCCAAUGCCAGUUUAGUUUAUUUGCACUGCUUUAUGUUAUCCUAAAGACACAUUUAAAAUUGUACAGCAGUCUGCACCAUGUAAAUUAACCAAUUCAGCAUGAGGUAAUUCAAAACAGAACGAGAAACUUCUGGAACAGAGGUAGAACCCUUAAGUUCAAGACCUUAGACCAGACCAGGACAUUAACCUGAAGAUUCAAAAUAGAAGAUGAUUUAUAUCAUGAAGUGGAUCACAUCAGUGAAACAGGAUGGGAAAGUUAGCUUGUGAUUUAAAUUAUACAAGGAACAUCAAGUUUAAAUGAAAAAAAUACAAUUAGACAGCUAUUGAUACAGUGUAUAAUUCUACUAUUCAAGUCAAAUCAGUAACUGCCACUUUAUCUCUCCACCUCAGUCCCAGUGUGAUCCAAGUUUACUUUGCUUCAAGUGAAGACAGCAAUAAUUAACAAAAUUGCUCAAGUACUGAAAACACACUUGUACUCACAACUACAAGAACAGUUUGCUUUGAAGUUGUAAUGAUCAAUAAAAUUC
Molecule: messenger RNA, 5062 nt
Organism: Hypanus sabinus (Atlantic stingray)
Lineage: Eukaryota; Metazoa; Chordata; Chondrichthyes; Myliobatiformes; Dasyatidae
Gene: cax1
Product: cation/H+ exchanger protein 1
Exons: 20
Coding region: 170-2404 (744 amino acids)
Biological process (GO): intracellular calcium ion homeostasis; calcium ion transmembrane transport
Cellular component (GO): membrane; endomembrane system
Molecular function (GO): calcium:proton antiporter activity
Source: RefSeq, a predicted model, not a curated record